CAAACUGGCAAAUCGCGAACACAACGAAUCGAAAACUUGACCGAAAUGCUCGCUCCACUCAUCCAAAUCCUUCUUUUUAGUCUGCUAAAUCCCGGCUCCACAAUGGCCGGUCUGGUGAAGAGCGAAUCGGAGGAUUUUAUAGACUGGUGGCAGCACACGGUCUUCUAUCAGAUCUACCCAAGGUCCUUCAAGGACAGCAAUGGCGAUGGCAUCGGCGACCUGCGGGGCAUCACCUCAAAGCUGCCCUAUUUGGCGGACACUGGCAUUAGGGCCACUUGGUUGAGUCCCAUUUUCCAGUCGCCCAUGGUCGACUUUGGCUACGACAUAUCGGACUACAAGCAGAUCCAGCCGGAAUAUGGCACCAUGCAGGACUUUGAGGAGCUGAUCGACACCGCAUACGAACUGGGCAUCAAGGUCAUCCUGGACUUUGUGCCCAAUCACAGCUCGGAUCAGCAUGAAUGGUUCAAGAAGUCUGCUGCCAGGGAGCCUGGCUACGAGGAUUUCUAUGUGUGGGAAGAUGGCAUCGUGCAAGAGAACGGAACUCGAGUUCCUCCCAACAACUGGCCAUCGGUUUUCUAUGGUUCUGCUUGGGAGUGGCACGAAGGACGCCAGCAGUACUACCUGCAUCAGUUCACCAAGGAGCAGCCCGACUUGAAUUUCCGAAAUCCCAAAGUGGUUCAGGCCAUGGACGAUGUGAUACUCUUCUGGCUGAACAAGGGCGUGGCUGGCUUUCGCAUUGAUGCAGUGAAUCAUCUCUUUGAGGAUGAAUCUCUUAAGGAUGAGCCACUAAGCGGCAAGACCACGGACCCUCUGUCCUAUGAGUACACCAAACACAUCUACUCGCGGGAUCUGCCCGAGGUCUUGGAAAUGGUUCAGCAUUGGAGGAAACUUCUGGAGGACUUUAGUGCCAAGCACCCCGAGAAACCCACACGCAUCAUGAUGACGGAGGCGUAUGCCGGACUCACCCAACUGGCGGACUACUACGAGGACGCCAACGGGGUGCGGGGCUCCCAUCUGCCCUUCAACUUCCACUUUAUCACGGACGUCAAAGGCGACUCGGAUGCGCGUGACUUUGUCUACAACGUGGAAAAGUGGCUGAUCUACAUGCCGCGCGGGCACGCGGCCAACUGGGUCAUGGGCAACCACGACAACCCGCGGGUCGCCUCCCGAUUCGGUUCCGCCAGCGUGGACGCCAUGAACAUGCUGCUGAUGACCCUGCCCGGCGUCGCCGUCACCUACAAUGGCGAGGAGCUGGGCAUGGAGGACUACCGCGAUAUAAGCUGGCAGGACACGGUGGAUCCGCCGGCCAGAAAUGUGGGGGAGGAGCACUACAAGGAGGUCUCCCGGGAUCCAGUGCGCACACCUUUCCAGUGGAGUAAUGAAAAAAAUGCAGGCUUUUCCGGUGCCCCCAAAACCUGGCUGCCCGUCCAUCCCAAUUAUCCGGAACUCAACUUGGAGGCCCAGAAGGCAGCCAAUAAGAGUCAUUAUCAGGUUUACAAGGACCUUAUUGAACUGCGAAAAUCGGCCAUUAUGCGUUUAGGCCGUUUCAACAUCGAACCAAUUUCCCGUUGGGUCUUUGCCUUUAAGCGGUCCUACCCCAAUUUUGAGACGAUAAUUACCAUCAUUAAUGUGAGCGACAAGGAACAGUUGGUGAAUCUCACGGAGUUUCUCAACCGACCAAAUAAAUUGGUUGUUGAAGUUUGCGGAGUGAAUUCCAAUUAUCAACCUGGCGACAGCAUUCCGGUCGAGGCCACUACUGGACUUAAUCUGCCACCCAGAGGCGGAUAUGUGUUGAGAGAGCGGAGCUCGACGGUAAUGAGCGAACAGCGUCGAGCCUUGGUAAAGCAGCUCAUCAAGUCGGCCAAUGUGAUUCUGGUCGCACUGUUGGUCUACAACUUGUGGCGUCACAAAUGGACCAAAGUGAAUUUCAACCAACAUCGGUUUUGAUUGAUUUUUAGCGUUCCCCGGGCGCUCGUCAAAUGUGUGUUAUUGUGCUGAUUGAUUGAUGGAUUGAUUAAUUAAUUAAUAAAACGAACGAACUUAAA
Messenger RNA from Drosophila elegans, 2045 nucleotides. RefSeq names its product maltase 2. Bases 46 to 1947 code for a protein of 633 amino acids. The record is from RefSeq and is a predicted model, not a curated record. The transcript has 6 exons. NCBI's taxonomy places the organism in Eukaryota, Metazoa, Arthropoda, Insecta, Diptera, Drosophilidae. Gene Ontology annotation, biological process: carbohydrate metabolic process.